Messenger RNA from Moneuplotes crassus, 2739 nucleotides. The record is from the annotation of a GenBank genome assembly. NCBI's taxonomy places the organism in Eukaryota, Ciliophora, Spirotrichea, Euplotida, Euplotidae.
AUGGAGGAAAAAUAUCCGCCAUAUUGGAUGCAGAAUUUACAGAGGGAUAACAGAUCUUCUCAAGAUUUUUACCUAUCAAAUAAAGAAAGUGAGUCAUUGGGGUCGGCUAGACCACCCCUGGAUCCACAGGAUUUGAUGUCUCAGCAGUAUACUGAGAGGCAGAAAUAUGAGAGCAAGGAGAGUGCCAAGAGGCAUGAUUUCAAUUCUCCUCAGUCUGAUCUGUAUAGCCCUCCUGAGGGUUACUCAGAGAAUAACCAUUACAGUCUUAAAAAGUCUGGAGAAGAGAGACAUCACUGGAGAGAUGACACUAGUCACAAAUAUGAUAGCCUCAAAAGUGAAGAGUUCAAAGAGAAUCCGUCAAUGAAACCUUCAGAAUUAUUCUCAAAUAAAAAUUAUGACACUAAAGAUACUAUUGAUUGGAAACUUGAGGAGCUAAAGUCUUCUAUCAGAAAGCAAGAAGAGCUUCAAUUUGCAGACAAUGAUGCCCAUAAUUUACCCAUGAAGAAAGAAGAGGGGUUUAAUUUUCACAAUACUUUUAAUCCUCAGCAAGAUCAAUUCCAGAGCCAACAAAAGAUGCAGUUUCAUGGGUAUCAUAAAGACUUUAACCAAACUGAUGGGAAUCUUUUUACAAAUAAAAACCCCGAGCUUGAAGAUAGGCUUGGAAUCAUGAAGAAAGCUGCUCUCAAUAUGAAAUCAGAGCCGAUGAGCAACCGUGAGAAAAAUUACUACGCACCAAGACCUCAGAGUAGGCAAGUCAAUGACCAUAACUAUGAGAGUGAACAAGACGGGUUUGAAAGUUCAACAAAUAACUUAAUCCGCAAUUCAAAUGCAAGGAUUAACCAGAUAGAUGAGUUCAUGUCAACUGUAAAAUCAAAAGAAAACCAAGAUUUGAAUACUGAAAGAGAGCUCCAUCAUAAAUAUAAUCAAGUUAGCGAGAGGAAUGAGCUGAAUUAUGAUUAUGAAAAAACUGAGAUAAAGUAUCCCCAGAACAGUUCUAAUGCUCAUAACUAUAAUCUUUCUCAAUAUCCAGACAGAGACCAAAGAAAUAACAGAUUUGAGCAAAACAAUAUUGGAUGCCCCCAAAGAACUGAUUCAGAUCAUAGAUUAUCAGGAAGGAUCAAACCAGCUUCAGUUCCAAAGAGAGAUCCUGUGCCUGUUUUCCACCCAAAAUAUGAUCAGGAAAAUGAUUUUUCACAGGAUCCUAUCGAGGAUAAUUCUCAAAGACUCCAAAUAGCACCUACAGUACACGAUUCCCAUCAAGAUUCGCCCAAAAAGGUGAACCCUUCGACGUCUCAGGCUAACGUAACUACAAAUUUCAUGGAAAAUGAAUUAGCCCUUCUACAAAAAUAAAAUCGCUGGUCUUGAACAAAAGUUGACGAAUAAUGUAUCUAAAACCUCCACAGGAGGGAUGAAGUUUACCACAAAUGAACAUUUGAACGACUCCCGAAGUAAGGAAGACUCUCGUUUUGAGAUAAACUUGGAAAAGUAUGAAGAGAAAGCUCAGUAUGAAAAGUCCCACAACGAGUCUAUUUCCUCUGAAAGUAUCCUUAAAUCAAGCACGAAGAAGCAGAAUCUGAGAGUUAAUAAUAACUUUGAUUCUGAGAUCACACAAAGUAACAGUAAGAAGACCAAGAGCAGUAGGAGAGCUGAGAGUGUCUGUGUGAGGACCUCCAGGAAUAAUUUACAAAAGGCGAACUCUACCUUAUCAGCAAAGAAAAAUCCUGAUAACAACAUGGCUAAAAGACUGAGGUCGAAAAAGUCUCAAAUGCAGAGUUUCGAGAAAUCAGCCACGAAAAUUUCUAAUGUUAAGGCGAAAUUAGAUACUUCUAAGGAGGCUAAAUCUACAAAAAGUUAUAUGAGGCCGACUAAUUCCUCAGUUAAGAAGUCAAGGAAGGGAAGCAUUACGAAUACUCUUGUACAGAAGGUGAAAACAAGAGCUAGGAAUGACACUUUAACAUUGAAGGAGUUUGCAAAACAUCCAAAUGCGUUACUAAUGUUGUUUAAGAACAUGAAGUCUUAUCAUACACAGAUGUUGCUUGGGUCUCCUCAAAAUCGAGCUUUCCAAAUGUUGCACUUCAUAUUCAGCCCUUACAUGAUAUGCAUGUGAAUAAUUAUGAAGCAUUUCAUGACUCAAAUGGGGAAGCAGCAGACCAAUACAAAGAGGAAUGCAAAGAUUCAAGUCAGUAAAGACAAGACUACCAAAGAACCAAAAGUAGAUGCUAUGUUGCUCCAGCUCAAAAACCAAGAACUCCAAGAAGAAAAGGCUAAAAAUGCAGAGCUUAGGAGACACAUAGAAAUUCUUAAAAAGAGAGUUUACGCAAAAAUGGAGUUUGAAGGUCAGGUAAAGGUAGUCAGAGAGGCUGCAGACAUGCUAGAUCAGCUUAAGGCUCAGAUACCUACAAUGCUUGGCAACAAGUGUAAAAAGGAGCAGAAAGAUAUUACCAAGAGUCUCACUUCAGUAUUGAAAAAGCUUAAAUCAAAGGACAAGAAGUCUAAUAGUAAAACGACGACUUCAAAAUAAGUUGAUCAAGAUUGAAAAUGAAGAGAAUUCUUCUCUUGUUACUAAUCGAUUAAAGAGCUCUGAAGAGAACUUCCAAGGUAUGAAGCCUAAGUACCAUGCUUACCCCACUAUUGAUGACACCAUCAAAGUUAAUGUGAAAAAGAAAAAGUUAACUAAACCUAAAAAGGAGAGUAAAGUACCAAAGAGACAUUUCAGGUAGUGAGAAUUUUAAGAAAUUG